CGACCAGCAUAACAUCAGUCGUGAAUGGUCUGUGAACAAGAAUUACAACAACCGCCAUUCGAAUCGUCAUCGUAUUGACAAACCACGUGCAAUACGAUUUAUUUACAUUCGAGUCCCGCCGUCAAGACAUCCGACAUGCACGUGAACAUUGCAGUCGUCCUGUUCGCCGUGGCGACGCUUCUCCAGCAGUCUCAUUGUAUACCAACGCAUCGUUAUGUUAGAGAAACAGCUAGAGAAGGGGAGGAUUGGACAGCCAGAAUCAAAGAAUACUUAAACAAGAUUCCAGGCUAUGGAUCAGUAUCUUCUGAAUCACAGUCACCGACGACAAGUCAGCCAGAAACAUCAACGUAUCAGCAAGGUGCCGCCGCAGGAUCUGCAUCGGCUGCAUCCGAGAUACACUCUUCAGUCGCUACUAAAGAAGGAUCCACAUCUUCGUCCGGAUUCCCAUCCUACACAGACUACAUGCCGAGUCAAUUUGGUCAAUUUGGUCAAUACCAGAACAACAUGCCUAAUCUAAGUCAAUUUAGCGAAUAUCAAAAUCAAUUCGGUCAAUACUUUAAUUCCAAACCAGGUAGUUCCGGUGCUGCUGCUGGUUCUGCUGGAGCCGCAUCUACACCAGAAGCUUCAAUAGCUGCUAAAGAAGGAAGUACUUCUUCAUCUGGAUUCCCAUCCUACACAGGUUACAUGCCGAGUCAAUACCAGAACAACUUCCCAAGCCCAAGUCAAUUUAGCCAGUACCAGAACCAAAUUCCUCAAUCGAUGAACCCUGGUCAAUAUUUUAAUUCAAAACUUACUAGCGCAUAGAGUGAAUGUUGUUAUAGGUCAAAAAAAAUCAGCUGGCACCCUAUAGGUUUAAGGACAUGUUUAAUUUACUUCAACGUAUGUACCAACACGUAUAUAAAAUAAAAUGUUUGUAAUAUUCUCUUA
This is a messenger RNA of Melanaphis sacchari, 927 nucleotides long. RefSeq lists its product as uncharacterized. The transcript is spliced from 3 exons. The record is from RefSeq and is a predicted model, not a curated record. Bases 136 to 804 code for a protein of 222 amino acids. NCBI's taxonomy places the organism in Eukaryota, Metazoa, Arthropoda, Insecta, Hemiptera, Aphididae.